Messenger RNA from Diaporthe amygdali, 657 nucleotides. RefSeq lists its product as uncharacterized. NCBI's taxonomy places the organism in Eukaryota, Fungi, Ascomycota, Sordariomycetes, Diaporthales, Diaporthaceae. The record is from RefSeq and is a predicted model, not a curated record. The coding region runs from base 1 to 657 and encodes 218 amino acids. The transcript has 2 exons.
AUGGACGCCGGUGAGCACAAAUCACCGCCCUCAGCGCCCCCGCUUCCUCCUGCUCCUCACACCAUCACAGCCAAGAGUAAACAAGCGGUUGAAACUCCUGCAUAUCAUCAUAGCCUUACACCGAUGCCAGCAGAUGGCAAUCCCAGUUGGUGCAUAGGAAAGGCACUGGUGGAAGAGCCUUACAAACCAAAAUACUACUUCUUCUAUGGCACCCUCACCCAACCCGAUAUUCUCAAGCACAUCCUCGACCUCCAGGAAGAGCCCGUUCUGCGGCCAGCAAAGAUCACCGGCUACGCACUCACAGACUGGGGCCAGUACCGCAUGCUAGUGGACGGAAAGCCCGGCCAGGAAGUGACGGGCCACGCCUACGUCGCCCAGUCGCCCGAGGACGAGCGCAAGCUCGCGCGUUACGAGCCCAGUGCCUACGAGGUGGCUCCAUGCCAGAUGCAAUUCGCGGACGGCCGAGAACCAGCACACGGGGAUGGCAUGACGUUCAAGUACGCCGGCGACGACGAGGCUCUCAUGGCCGGGGGGUUCGAUCAGAAGUUGUGGGAGUUGCAAAUGGGCACGCGGUUGCCGGAGAAGUGGAGGACUCGCUACGCAUUCUCGCAUGUUCAUGUCAUGCCCAUCCGCUACUGCGACUCAAGGCACAUAUGA